Molecule: messenger RNA, 324 nt
Organism: Bipolaris sorokiniana ND90Pr
Lineage: Eukaryota; Fungi; Ascomycota; Dothideomycetes; Pleosporales; Pleosporaceae
Exons: 1
Source: RefSeq, a predicted model, not a curated record
CAGCCCUUUGCCAGCGCGAUAGUCCAUUUUCUUGCUGCUCUUAGUAUCCAUCCAGAGACCAGCCGUCUACGUACAGCUGCUGAGUUCUCGUCUAUGCUUAGCUCUCUUGUCUACUGCGUACGCGUAUUAGCGAUAGAGUUCUUUCUACUAGCAGAUGAGCGGGCUGAACAAGGUGCUGCUGAGACGAGUAGCUUUCUUAAGCAGCGUGCUCGCUAUCUAGUAGACGGCUCGUAUAGCCCGAUGAGUACUAUGCUAAGUUUACUAGCAUACGCUAAGUUUAUUGCCCUGCGUACGCCUAGCACUAUCGCUGGCAGCAUGUGGUAG